Messenger RNA from Numida meleagris (helmeted guineafowl), 4599 nucleotides. It is a transcript of the gene ISLR2, whose product is annotated as immunoglobulin superfamily containing leucine rich repeat 2. Gene Ontology annotation, molecular function: protein binding. The record is from RefSeq and is a predicted model, not a curated record. The transcript has 4 exons. Lineage: Eukaryota; Metazoa; Chordata; Aves; Galliformes; Numididae. The coding region runs from base 203 to 3799 and encodes 1198 amino acids.
CCCAGUGCCCGCCCGGCCCCGCUCCGGUGCGCAGCUCCGAGGCCGGCGAGGUGCGGGUUGCCCCCGGCACGCCGAGCCCCUCACCGCCGCCUCCGGGCGCCUCCGGGCUGCGGGGAACGGGGCUGGGGAGGAGGAUGCGGAGGAGCGGCAGCGGAGGGGAGAAGCGCUGCGUGUUGCUCAGCGGCACUUAGGAGCGGGGGACAUGGCCCUGGCGCUGUGGCUGUGGCUGGCAGCCCUGCUGGGCUCAGCCCGGGCGUGCCCCGAGCCCUGCGCUUGCGUGGAUAAGUACGCCCACCAGUUCGCCGACUGCGCCUACAAGGAUCUCCAGGUGGUGCCCACUGGGCUGCCCUCCAACGUGACCACCCUCAGCCUGUCGGCCAACAAGAUCACGGCGCUGCAGCGGCGCUCCUUCGUGGAGGUGACCCAGGUGACGUCCCUCUGGCUGGCGCACAAUGAGAUCCGCGCCAUCGAGCCCGGCGCCUUCGCCAUCCUGGUGCAGCUGAAGAACCUUGACAUCAGCCACAACCAGAUCGUGGACUUCCCCUGGCAGGACCUCUACAACCUCAGCGCCCUCCAGCUGCUCAAGAUGAACAACAACCACAUGGCUGUGGUGCCUCAGGGGGCUUUCCACACCCUGAAGGACCUGCGGUCUCUGCGCAUCAACAACAAUAAAUUCACCACGCUCGCCGAAGGCAUCUUCGACUCGCUCAGUUCCCUGUCCCAUCUGCAAAUCUACAACAACCCCUUUGAGUGCUCCUGCAAGCUCCAAUGGCUCAAGAAGUGGAUGGACAGCACGCUCAUCUCCAUCCCGGAGAAGGAGUCCAUCACCUGCAACCUCCCGGAGCAGCUCCGUGGGGUGCCGGUGGGGAAGAUCCCGGACACACAGUGCACCUCGCCCUCUGUGCAGCUCACCUACUACCCCAACCUGGACACCACGGAGCUCUUUGAUGGCUUUACCUUGACGCUGCACUGUGCCGUGACGGGCACUCCACCACCCGAAGUCAGCUGGAAGAUCCGCACCUCCAGCCAGACCCUGGAGCUCAGCGGCAGCCCGAGUGAGAGCGCGGGGAAGGACCCCCCCAAACAGGACCCUGAGCGCUUCUUGGUCUUCAAGAAUGGCACACUGGUGAUUCCUCACCUGAGCAAGAAGGAGGAGGGCACCUACACCUGCCUGGCCACCAAUGAAAUGGGGAGCAACCACACCUCAGUCAACGUGGCUGUGGCUGGAGCCCAGAAGUACCCACUGCAGCCCGGCAGGGACCCAACGGGGGGCAAAGCACAGCCAGGUGACAAGAAGCCUGGAGCCAAGGGAGCAAAGAACAGCGUGCUCACACCUGAUGAGAGGAGCAAACCCCUCAGCCCCACCCGGCAGAGCCAACCAUCCUCAGCGGCUGGGAUGGAGCCCACGGGAGAUGGAAAAGUCCCCUUCCAGCUUCCUCCCUUUGAGAAGAAGUGUGGCUCCAUGCCAACCAGCAGAUACAUUUCCAACCAUGCCUUCAACCAGAGCGGUGACUUCAAGCAGCACACCUUCGACCUGGGUGUGAUCGCCUUGGAUGUGUCGGAGCGUGAUGCCCGGGUGCAGCUGACACCCACCUACGUGCAGCCCGACAAGGUGCACCUGAGGAUGCUCUACCUGUGCCAGGAGAGCAGCCGUGGCCACGCCUUGGUGCAGUGGUCCAAGAUCGAGGAAGGAGUGAACUCAUACUGGUUCCAGGGCUUGAAGCCUGGCACCAACUACUCGGUGUGCCUCACCUACCUGGGGGAGGACUGCCAGGUCCAAGUGGUCUUCACCACCAAAAAGGAGAUCCCCUCUCUCAUCAUCAUUGUGGUUGUGAGCAUCUUCCUGCUGCUCCUGGCCACCCUCCCCCUGAUGGGUGCCACGUGGUGCCACCUCCUCUCCAAGUACCAGGGCAAAACCUACAAGCUGAUCAUGAAAGCCCAGAACCCAGACCAGAUGGAGAAGCACAUGGCUGCCGACUUUGACCCCCGCACCUCCUACCUGGAGUCUGAGAAGAAUUACAACCCCAGCGAGGUGGGGGAAGGGGACCCAGAGGAAGAGGACGAGGAUGAGGAGGAUGAUGAUGAAGGAGGCAGGCGGAGGAGGAGGAGAGAAGCCGAGGGGACCACAGAGCUGGAGCGGGAGGAGAGUGUAGCAGCCAGCUCCAUGGCGGAGUCGCAGUCCAAAGCCAAUGGUGAGGAGUUUGAGGUGCGCUCCGAGUACAGUGACAAGCUGCCGCUGGGCGCCGAGGCUGUCACCAUCUCCCAGGAGAUCAACGGGAACUACCGGCAGCGUCCCCACCUUUGGGGCCGGGAGCGGGGGAGGAGGGGCCGCCUUGUGUUUUUUUUUCCUCGCGAUCCUCGGCGAGGCGAGAAGCUGGAGCGGGUCGGUGCCAUGGAAAACAAAAGGGCCCGGGGGAGCGGGAGGGGGGGAGGAGAAGCCGGGUGCGGGCCGAGGGAGCCGCAGCCGCCAGCCCGGAGCAGCGGCGGGGAGCGAGGGGCGCUCCGUCCCCGGGAAACCAGCGGAGGAAGGAUGGGGCCGCUGCUGUGCUGCCUGGGCAUCGCUGCGCUGCUGUGCCGCGGGCUGGCCUGUCCCGGGCCCUGCUCCUGCUCCCCCAAGAAGAACGGGCGCCUGCUGGCCGAGUGCGCCUACAAGGAGCUGCCUGAGGUGCCGCGGGGACUGUCCCCCAACGUCACCAUCCUGACGCUGUCGGCCAACCGCAUCGGCUGGCUGCAGCGCGGCGCCUUCGCCGAGGUGCCCGAGGUGCAGUCGCUGUGGCUGGGCUACAACCAGAUCAGCGGCGCCGAGCCGGGCACCUUCGCCACGCUGGCACAGCUGAAGAACCUGGACCUGAGCCACAACAAGAUGGCCACCUUCCCCUGGCAGGACCUGCGCAACCUGAGCGGGCUGCAGAUCCUCAAGCUGAACAACAACCGGCUGGCGGGGCUGCCCCGUGACGCCUUCCAGGCGCUGGCGGAGCUGCGCUCAUUGUGGCUCAAUGACAACCAGCUGACCACGCUGGCCGACGGCACCUUCCACCCGCUGCCCUCGCUGUCCCAGCUACAGCUCUUCAACAACCCCUUCAACUGCUCCUGCAAGCUCUUCUGGCUCAAGCGCUGGGCUGAGAGCACCUCGGUGUCCCUCACCAAGGGUGGUUCCACGCUGUGCGCGGCCCCGGGGCGGCUGCGGGGCCGGGCGGUGACCGACAUCCCGGCGCACCAGUGUGUGGCCCCGUCGGUGCAGCUCACCUACCUGUCCAAACUGGACAACACGGUGCUGCCCGAUGGGCUGACGCUCAGCCUGCACUGCAGCGUGGCGGGCAGCCCCCUGCCCCAGAUCCGCUGGAAGAUCCAGACCCCCGGGCGCGGCGUUGAGAUUGACGGGCCCAAUGUGGCACGGGAUGGGAGCCUCUCCCCAUCUGGGCGUGUCAAACAGAGCCAGGAGCGCUUCUUGGUCUUCAAGAAUGGCACCAUGGCCAUCCCCAAGUUCAGCAAGGAGGAUGAAGGCACCUACACCUGCAUCGCCAUCAACGAUGUAGGCACAAGAGAGGUGUCGGUCAACGUGGCCUUGGCCGGGUCAGAGAAUCCAGCUGAAGGCCUGCUGCAGGAUGACCCCCAUGCCAGCCCCCUGGGGGGACGGAGCUGCUACAAGGGCGAUGAGAUGGAUCCCGUCGGUGCUGGGGAGAAGCUGGUCAUUGUCUACCACGUGCCAGGGGAGGUGAAGGGCACGGCUGGAGGAGCUGUGCCCCGGCUUGGGCUGGUAACCUUGCUGCUGGCCUUGGGCAUUGCACUGGGCUGGUGAAGGGGAGCAGGGACUGGUGCUGGGGUCCCCCUUCUUUCUGUAUCAUUUAUCUUCACAUAGUGCCACAUGUUUGCUGAGCUUUUGGAACUGCUGACGGGUGCCAUAGCAGCCGAGAGCCGAGCCCAGGGCUGGUCUGACCCCUACAUACAUGGGGGCAGGGCUGGAGCUGAGAGCUCCACACAGGCUUGGGUGAUGUAGGGCAGAUCCGCACCGUGCUGUUGCUGCAGGGCCAGGCAGCCUUGGAGUGGGGUCCUUUAGGGGACAGAGGCAGUGCAGUGCCUCUGUGCGUGAUUGAUAUGGUAGAGGAGGUGCAGAGCACCCGGUACCAGGCAUGGAUCAGGCCAGUUCGGGGAGAAGACAAAGCAGGGAACUGGUUGGGUGAGGGACUAUCCGUGGUGUCUGCAUCCUCCUUGUGCCCAGGACCAGGCCCUGCCACCCUCAUUGCCUCACACAGCUGUGAUGCAGAUGUUUUCCCCUCCAUUCAUCACCAGAGCCCACAGCCCAAACCCCUCAGCCGGGCUGGUCCCACCGAGCUGCGCUGCUCAACCCCACGGCUUCAGCAGGGAGGAACAGAGACCAAAGAGACCACAUGAAACCAAUUACCCCGAAGUGCCUUACAUCCCUCUGUGGGACAUCCACGCCGUGCCCCCGGUGCUGUGGGCUCAUGGUGGGACCGCCGAGCAUCCCGCAUGUUUUCUGCUAGCACGCGCCUGCAGGAGCCAUGCAGACUCCUGCAGCCUUGUAACCAAAGCUGUGCCACCAGCCGUGUACCAAGCACAAUAAAUACCUUUUGUAAACCA